Messenger RNA from Myiozetetes cayanensis, 3120 nucleotides. RefSeq names its product glycerophosphodiester phosphodiesterase domain containing 4 (gene GDPD4). The transcript has 16 exons. Gene Ontology annotation, cellular component: membrane. The record is from RefSeq and is a predicted model, not a curated record. Gene Ontology annotation, molecular function: glycerophosphodiester phosphodiesterase activity. The coding region runs from base 306 to 2054 and encodes 582 amino acids. NCBI's taxonomy places the organism in Eukaryota, Metazoa, Chordata, Aves, Passeriformes, Tyrannidae. Gene Ontology annotation, biological process: lipid metabolic process.
CCCAGGUUCGUCCACAGGUCCCUGGCAUCUCCUGGAGCCAUGCAGUGAGGAGCUGCCUGUGUCCCAUGAUGAGAUUUUAAUUUUUCUAGCCUUGGGGACUGAAUUUAUUAAGCCUCUCAUGGCCCCUCCUACCGUGGGAGGGACGGCUCCAGCAGCCUCUCUAAUACCGGGUGUCACACAGCGGUGCCACCAUUCGAGUCCCAGAGUGUCACAAGCAAAGGACACAGCAAUCCAAGUGCAGCGGAAAACAAAAAUAGCCCCUCCAUGUGCAUCACGGCAAGGAAAAAGAUGAGAUAACACCUCAGAUGGAGGCCAGUUCCACUUCCACCAGCCUCAAAAAGCUUAAGUUUGGGAAGCUGAAGGUGGUACGUCGGCGCUUGCUACAGAGGUAUGAGCACCAGCCCUUCAUCUCCUGCCUGGCUGGGUUCUACAGCUGCCGGUGGAAGCGGUACCAGCGCCAAAGGACAGAGCCUGGGAAAUGCUGCUGCAAGAUGCGGGAAUGCCUGUUUUUCCCAUUGCUCAUUGGAGCUUUCUGCUUUUCUCUGGUCUUUCUAUACAUGUGGGGUGAAGGGAAAAAUGACUACAACAACUUUGACUGGUAUAACUAUGGGAAUCUGGGCUUCUGGUUUCUCUGGUCUCUUGUUAUCCUUAUACUGGCUUCAAUCUUGUUCACAUACAUCUCACUGUUGCUGGUCCUCGCGAUGUGUUUGCUUGCAGAAGGUCAGCAGCUGUACCUGCACUGGACUCACAAGAUUGGUACGUUUCUUGUCCUGGGCUUCUCUAUUGCGUGCCUCUUUGCAUUAACUGUACUCUGGGGAGAUCACUGGAAAACUGUUCGUCUGUCAUUCCAGAUCACAGCUCCCUAUCUCCAUAUAGGGGCCAUCGCCAUCAUGGUCCUCCUGUCCUGGCCCGUGGCUCUUCAUGCUAUCAGAGCAGAUAAGAAAGUUAUUCAGGUGAUAAUUAUUGGUCCAUACGUGGCUAUCCUUCUCUUUCUUUUCUUGAUACCUCUGGGGAUGUACUCUCCUUGCAUCAGAGAGAUGGGAACACUUGGACCAAAGCCAGCCCUCAUCGGACACCGUGGAGCACCAAUGCUAGCGCCAGAAAACACUGAGAUGUCAUUUCAGAAGACAAUUGAGCAUGGUGGGGAUGGUCUUGAGACAGAUGUCACCAUUAGCUAUGAUGGGGUUCCUUUCCUCAUGCAUGACACCACCUUGAAGAGGACAACUAACAUCAAAGAAGUCUACCCUAAUGACACUGAUCAAAAUGCUGCAUUAUUCUCCUGGGAUACCCUGCAGAAAUUGAAUGCUGGAGCAUGGUUCCUUAAGGACAAACCUUUUUCAUUCAUGGGCUCACUGUCAGAGGCAGAUCAAAACCAGGCAAUGAAUCAGUCCAUUUACAAGCUGAGUAAUUUCUUGCGCCUCGCAGACAGUCACAAUAAACUUGUGAUAUUUGAUCUCUACCGCCCUCCAGAGAAACAUCCUUACAGGAACUUGUGGAUCAGCAGAACCCUGGAAGUCAUUCUCAAGGAGUCAGGGAUUAAACCCCAUCUGGUCCUAUGGCUGAAUAACAACAUGAGGUCGUUUAUUCAAUCUGUCGCUCCUGGGUUUCAGCAUACCUUUGGCAGAAAGGCACCAGUUGAAGACCUCUUAAAGAACAACAUUGUCAAACUCAAUCUGGUCUACACUGAUAUGUCCAGUGAAGAUAUUCGGAAAUAUGCCGAGGCAAACAUCACCACCAACCUCUAUGUGGUCAAUGAGCCAUGGCUUUUCUCCCUGGCAUGGUGCUCGGGGGCACACUCUGUGACCACCAACGCCGUCCACUUGCUGAACGAUCUCAGUGAGCCACUCUUCCUCAUGACUCCACAGCAGUACAACAUCAUGUGGAUCCUGACAGAUCUGACCUCUCUGCUCCUCAUCUCACUCAUCUUUGCUCUGCACUGGUGGCGAGAGCGGAAUUUCUCGUGCUGUGCCCAGGACAGUAACCCGGUGCUAGAGAGCGGCACCUACAACAAGUUCAGGACAGAGCUCAGUGACAUGCCUGCUGUCCUGACCUGACAUGGGCAGAGAGGGGACGCGGACCUGACAUCCCAGUGAGACUGGGGAGACCAGCUGUGGGGGCUCAGAUCUACCUGAUGAGGAGGAUCCAUUUGCCUUCAAGACUGCUGGAGAUGAGCAUCAGUCUUCCUCUCCUACAGCUUUUAUCAGAUUCCUGUGCCUGGCAGGGAUCCCUGGGGUGUAGGAGAGCACAGGUGGAGCUGCAGCCAUGAAGAAAUUCUGUGCCAUGGUGAGAUGCAACAACUACAUGGGAGUCACUAUUUACCCUUUGAAACCAUUGGCAUCCCACAGGGCAAUCAGUCCUGCCAUGUGUAAGCCCUCGUUUCCAGAGCUGUGUUUUAUACAUGCUGCAAACAUCUGAGCAUCCUGCAAACAUCUGAGCAUCCUGCAGUUCUCCGCAUUCACAGCUGCCCAGGUUUCUCCUGUCAGAUCGGCCUCUUCUCCACACACUACCUCCCUCCCUCUCUCCCUCCUUGCAGGUCUCCUCCACCCCCAAGAGCACACUCACCCCACCACGAUGGUCAGGCGCUGCUGUCUGGGUGUUAAUAGGAUCUGUACCCUUCUAUAAUGCAGGCAGUGGCAUCUUUGGUUUUCCUUUUCUUCACUCUGGCCCUGCCACAGACCCUAACAAGGACAGUCUCUUCCCCUUGGCUGUGGGUGAGGGCAUAACUUUCCCAUGGCGGGUGAAGGACUUCUUGGUGCCUUGGCCAGGUAGCCACUGAGACUACGACACACCACUUUUGUUCAGAAGGAUUGAGCUGCGCGUGAACUGGUACCAUCAAGUGUCCUGUUUGCUUUUCCCUUGGGAAGGCCUGUAUACCUGUACAACACCCCAGGAUUUAUCUGGAUUUGCAUUUCUCCCAGCGGCUGCUGGCACACAGUGGGGAGGGGAGUCCAUGCCUUGCUCUGUAAGUGGGAUGUAAGCAUCUCUCAGGUUUAAGCCAUAACUUUCUACUUGAACAGAUAAUAAGGAUACAUUUUUUGUAAAUUGUAAGUGCUGUUUUAAAUACAUUUUAGCUCUCCUAUCCUGUUCUGUUCUUAUUUUGCAAGCUGGGAAAGAAAAUAC